GACGCAGCGCUGCGUCUGUCGGUAAACCACGUGACUUCCAACGCCUACUUCCGCUAGACACGCCCCUCAGCGGUCUGGGUGGUUCCUGACGUUCCACCGGGGGAACCAGACCCGCCUGACUGCCUACGGACGAGCUUCUAUCCUGCAUCAUGUCUCAGAAGGGAGGAACCCGAGGAACGGAGGUUCUGAUGGAGGCCUCCAUCAUCCGCAUUCCCCCCCACCACUACAUCCAUGUGUUGGACCAGAACACCAACAUCGCCCGGGUGGAGAUCGGACCGCUCACCUACAUCCGGCAGGACAACGAGAGGGUCCUGUUCUCUCCGGUCCGGAUGAUCAUGGUUCCGCCUCGUCACUACUGCGUGGUCAUCAACCCGGUUGCUCGUGGUGAUGACCAGCAGGUCCGUUUUGACCAAUCGGGUCAGGCUAAGCUUCGCCACGCCGACCUGGAGAUCCGCCUCACGCAGGACCCGUUCCCCCUGUACCCAGGAGAGGAGGUCCAGCAGAACGUGACUCCUCUGCAGAUCGUGUAUCCCGACACGGCGCUGCGUCUCCAGGCUCUGCUGGACUUUGAGGAGGUGGGAGGAGUCAAGAGGGUGGCAGGAGACGAGUGGCUGUUUGAGGGACCAGGGACCUACAUCCCCAGGAAAGAGGUGGCCGUGCUGGAGACCAUCAAGGCCACGGUGAUCCGAGAGAACCAGGCCAUCAGACUGAGGGCUCGCAAGGAGGGGGUGGACCGAGAGGGGGUCCGCCGGGUCACAGGUGAGGAGUGGCUGGUCAGUAAGGUGGGGGCUUACCUUCCAGGAGCCCACGAAGAAGUCCUCGACAUUGUGAACGCUUUCAUCUUGACAGACAAGAAAGCGCUCCACGUUCGUGCCCUGCGCUCCUUCAAGGACGCCGGGGGGCGGGACCGGCGCACGGGGGAGGAGUGGCUUGUCACCAUGGCGGAGCGGGAGGCCCACAUCCCGGCGGUGGCGGAGGAGGUGGUGGGGGUGGUGGAGGUGACCACGCUGAGCAGCCGGCAGUACUGCGUCAUUCUGGACCCAGUCGGCGCCGAUGGGAAACCUCAACUGGGUCAGAAGAGGGUGGUGAAGGGCGAGCGCUCGUUUUUCCUGCAGCCAGGCGAGCACCUUGAAAGCGGCAUCCAGGACGUGUACGUGCUGUCGGAGGGAGGUCUGGUGCUGAGAGCCGUAGAGCGUCAUGACAGCGAGCAGGUGAGGGAGAGUAGAGAAGAGGAGGAGGAGGAGGAGGAAGAGGAGCGUGAGAGGGCAAAGCGCUCGCGGAGGUGUGACGUCCUCCGUCGCCCUGGCGACCGCUGGAUGCUGCGCGGCCCCCUGGAGUACGUCCCCCCCGCCGCUGUGGAGGUGGUGCUGAGACGACAAGCAAUCCCAUUGGACGAGAACGAAGGCAUCUACGUCAGGGACAUCAAGACGGGGAAGGGACGGGCCUUUAUGGGUCACACUUUCAUGUUAACCCAGGAGGGGGAGCCAUGCCCACAGGCGCUCCCCCCCAAGGCGGAGACCUGUCAGGUUUCCAAUGGGUCCCGCCGGGCCGAUCGUUCCGACCUCCCCAGAACCGGACAGGGCUUCCGGAGGAACAACACCAGGGGGCAUUCCUCCCGGAUCCCCCCCAACGCCCCCGUGCAGGUGUAUGACUACGGGGAGAAGGCGGCCAGGGUACUGUUUGGACCGGAGAUGGUGAUGUUGGGACCUGACGAGCAGUUCACCAUGCUGUCGCUCUCCGGGGACAAACCCAAGAGGGCCAACGUCAUCAAGGCCAUCUGCCUGCUGCUGGGGCCCGACUUCUUCACCGAUGUCAUCACCAUCGAGACCGCUGACCACGCCCGCCUUCAGCUGCAGCUCUCCUACAACUGGCACUUUGACGUGAAGUUCCCGGUGAGCUCGGCCGAUGCGGCGGCUUUGUUUUCAGUCCCCGACUUCGUGGGAGAUUCCUGCAAAGCCAUCGCCUCCCGGGUGCGAGGAGCUGUAGCGUCUGUGCAGUUCGACGACUUCCACAAGAACUCCAACCGGAUCAUCUGCUCGGCCGUGUUCGGCUUUGACGACAAGCUGGCGGUUCGUCCCAACCUUCGCUUCAGCCAGAACAACCUGAUGAUCAGCAGCGUGGACAUCCAGUCUGUGGAGCCCGUGGACCAGAGGACACGGGACGCCCUGCAGAAGAGCGUGCAGCUGGCCAUCGAGAUCACCACCAACUCCCAGGAGGCCGCCGCCCGCCACGAGGCGGAGCGCCUGGAGCAGGAGGCCCGGGGGAAGCUGGAGAGGCAGAGGAUCAGCGACCAGGCCCAGGCUGAGCGAGCCAGGAAGGAGCUGCUGGAGCUGGAGGCGCUCAGUGCUGCGGUGGAGAGCACAGGAGCCGCCACCGCCGAAGCUCAGUCUCGCGCCGAGGCGGCUCGUAUUCAGGGCGAGGCGGCGGUGAACGAGGCCAAACUGAAGGCCGAAGCUCAGAGCAUCGAGGCGGAGGCGGAGCUUCAGCGCCUGGCGAAGGCCCGUGAGCAGGAGCUGAGCUACAAGAAGCAGAUGGACAAUCUGGACGUGGACAAGCAGAAGAACCUGGCUCACAUUGAGAGUCAGCGCUUCAGUCAACUGGUGGAGAGCCUGGGCAGCGACACGCUGAAGGAGAUCGCCAGAGCCGGGCCUGAGCUGCAGGUGAAGAUGCUGCAGGCUCUGGGCCUGAAGUCGACUCUCAUCACGGACGGGUCGUCGCCCAUUAACCUGUUCACCACCGCAAACGGCCUGCUGGGGGCGCUGUCGGGUCAGGGGGAGAUGCAGUGAGAAGACGGGGAGAGGGGGAGACGUGGGGAAUAGAUUGUCCAAAAGUAAACCUCAACAGAUUCUCUCCGUCUUUCUGAAGGCCGUCUUAAGCGUUCUUGUGUGGCAUUUUAGAUCACGACCAUCCGUUAGCGCUGUUAGCUCGCAGGCUCUGAAUGUUGCAUGUGUUCACUUUUUAAAGCAAAACAAUGUGCCUUUUUUAUUCACAGAUGUGCUCGAUGGGUUUGCUAAAUGUCAGAUCCUACAAAGUGCAUCUUAAUCUGUCGUCAUCGGAAAACUGUAGAACUGCGACACUAUAAAUGAAACCAAACGUUUAACUGACAGAAUAUAAUCUAAAGUGAGACGUGAGCCAGGCGCUCCCUUCCCAUGUGACCCUUUUUGCACUUUUCUCUCGUCAAAAGAAGGAGAAUCAGAGGUUUACUUGUGGCCAUGAAGACGGCUUAUUGUGCCUAAGAAAGUCGUACAAGCUGACGGCCAAAGAUCCCUGUUUUCUGCUACUUGACCUGCGUGUUUAUUUCAUUCCGUCUGUCCUUCUCUGCCUUAUGUUUCUACAUAAAGAACAUUAAAUCCUG
This is a messenger RNA of Gasterosteus aculeatus aculeatus (three-spined stickleback), 3355 nucleotides long. The record is from RefSeq and is a predicted model, not a curated record. NCBI's taxonomy places the organism in Eukaryota, Metazoa, Chordata, Actinopteri, Perciformes, Gasterosteidae.